AAACGUAUUCAUAAAUGUGACUGUUUGGAAGUUACAUGAUAAAAGAGAGGAUGAAUGUUACAGUGUAAAUGAAAGCAGCAGCAGAAGAACUGGAGCAUUUUAACAGUAGUUAUAGUAUAGAAGUUGUAAGAACGAUGUAGUGGCAGCAUUUGUGUAUCUAUUUCAAUGAGUAAAAAUCAGUGCUGGACAGUAAUUAAGUACAUCACCUCAAGUACUGUACAUAAGUAGAAGUAUGAGUACCUCAUACUUCUACUUAUGUACUACUUUGUACUUGUACUCCACUAAGACUAGGACACAAAUAUGGUCAUAUGGUUAUAACUAUGGUCGUUGGUUAUAACUUGAAGAUUAAGAUUAAUUAAACAAAAUAUAAUCAGCAAAUAAUUGAUCAGGUAUUAUGUUAUGUUGUAGGUUAUUAAAGUGGUGACAUACUGUAUAUUGUUCAUUAACCGUCCUGUUGUACUCGGGUCAAAUUUGACCUGGGAUAAAGGUAUGUCAGGAUAAUAGGUGAUAAAUGUAUGUGCCUGAAAAUAUGCUCCACGAGAAAAUAAUUAUGGUCACUUUCAUUAGGUUUUGGGUUUUAUUCAAAUUUAUAGCAGAUGUGGUCAAACCGGGAGGACAACAGCCGCACAGUCGAUAGGAAGACAACACUAAAUGGUACGAACAACUAUGAAUUUCUUUACUUAAUUAUCUUUUAAAUGAACAACAACAUGUGUCAUUUAUUGCGUAAUUCCAACAGGAUAUAACGAAACUGAAUUGACCCUUUGCCACCCAGCUGUAUAUAUAUAUAGUUAACAUAACUCCCAGCUGAUUUCCCAACUGCAACAUUAAAGUGAUGGACACAUUGAUGCAUCAGUAAUAUAUAUUCUAAAAAAAAGCUGUUGUGCAAUAUGUGUAUGUAAGUGUCUGACCUGGUGUCAACUCUGAAGGCAGACACUCUGUAAGGGAUGAGCUCCUCCUGCAGGCUUGGAUGUAUGGGACAGCUGAUUUUUUUGCAUGGGAAGUACAUUUUAAAGGCAAUACUUUUGUACUUUCACUUAAUACACUGUAAUAUUCCUACUUGUAUUUAAGUAAAGGUUGUGAGUACUCUGUCCACUACUGGUACAACUUGAAAUAGCUGCAUCAAUGAAAGCAGCAGUAAUAGACGAAUGUGUACAAAGAGGUAUUGUUUUAUACUUUAUGUCAAUGUAUGUGUAUAAACCACAUUUUUAAAGUGUAUUUCCUGUUUUUUGUAAUAACCUGAAGAGCUGCUGCAGUUCUCUCCUUUGCCUCAGUGCUGCCUGCAGUUCUGCUUUCAGCCUCUAGAGGGAGCUAAUGUUCACUGUUGCAUCUGUAAAACCAUGCACCAAAAACUGUUUACUUAUAUGCAAUUUUAAUCUGAUCAAUUUAGAGUAUGAAGAAAUGUUCCACAACACUGAAUCAAGAACACAUUUACGAUCUUAUAAAACACAUUGUAACGCCACACUCCAGUAUUUACAGUAGGUAGUAGUACUUCAAGUUGAACCACCAUUCAUCCAAAGAUUAAAUAAAUAAAGCUGUAACAACUCGGUAAAAAUAAACAGAACAGUUCAUUAAUCUAUUACUCAUUUCACUUGAGAAACAUAUUUACUUGUGGUGUCAGCUCUGUAUGUUAUACUGUCAUAGAUGAUCUUGUUUCACUGGGCAUAAUCAUCAGGGUGAGAUGUGUGUAAAAGGUGAUGGCUGCAGGGAAAAGGUCCUGACUAGAAAUAAAGCUCAUUAAAAGACAACUAAAACCUGUUUAAUGUAAAAAAAAAAAGGGGAAUUCUUCAAAUUAUUGUGAAUCCACAACCUGGAAACCGAACGAUAUGUUUGCAUUGCCAGAGUUACUGCUUUUGUGUUUGCAUGAAUGUAGGCAUGGUAAAAUGAUUAAGAAGUGACAGUCACUCUUGUCUAUGUCACUGUGACAUCCACUGUCAUGUUGUGUUGCAUUAGCCCAGAUAAGGUAUUGAUCCUUCCUGCUCUGAGCUGGUGCAGACAGGCCAGCAGCCUCCAGGGAGCUCGCUGUAUAUCUGAGAUCUUUGUCCUUCCUCUGUCCUCACUUCCUCCCUCUUCAUCACCUCCACUCAGUCACUACCUCCUCUGAUCUACUCUCCUUAUUUCAUUUCCCCCCCUCCUCCUCUUCCUCCUCUCUUUUUCUGUGGAUAACCUCCAUCUCCUCUCUCUCCGUCCAUAUGUUUCUCCUGUGGUUCCCCUCAAUGCCUCAGUGUCCACCGUGCAGCAAGACUAAAUGAGCGGGGCUCGCACAAUGCAAGAGUUAAAAUACUUCAGGGAUGGAGCUACGCUGGUGAUUUCAUUGGACGGUUUUAAUUGGCUUCCUAAAAAGAGAUGCAGUGACAAAGAAAUCAAGAAAAGGAAUGAAGAGCUCCAGCUGUUCAUAUCCUCCGAUCAGAUGGUCCAGGCUGAUGAAAAGCUGCAGACCAUCACCUGCAUCCUCGAUCAGAGAGGAACUGCUUCCUCUGAGUUAUGGCGGAAGAGUGACUGCAGAUCCAGUCUGGUAACGUCGCCAAAACCAAUCUCUACCCCUCCUCAACAUCAAACUUCAACACUCACUUCCUUCGUUUCUUUUGUCCCAGAUUACCCAAAGGACACCCCAUGGACGAGACUAAUUCUUAGCAUGCAGGACAUUUUCAGCUUGAUCAAAAGGGACUCAAACAUGGUGACCCCACAGGACUGUGUCACAAUGAAUCAGCUUAAUAGCUUUAUCAUUUUCUGUGAUGAGGACAUACCACUUCAACGUUUUGGGGACAUAACCGCGGAGGAUUGUCGGACAUCUAAAGGGGAUACUGACUGGCAUUUUAGUGAUACCAACAUGUUAAGUGAUUUGAAAAACUUCACUGCCCAUGCUGCCAACACCAAGAACUCUAACAGGAAUACACAUGAACUGGUUAUCAGAGACAGUUUUAACAACCUUAAAAGUCUUCUGAGGUCUUAUCAAAUAUGCGAUUCACCAGGAGAAUUGUCUCGGACAAACAUGGAUGUAAAACGGAGGAAGAGCGUGUCCUUUCAUGAUGAAGUCAUUGUCUUCCUGUUUGAUCAGGCCUGGAGUGGGAAGACGAAUUCUCAGCGUUGGAGAAGAACUGCCAUUUUCAGUGUGUCACACACUCUCAGCCACACACCCUUUCCCUGCAGACACCGACCACCGCUGCUUUAUCCCGGCAUCUCUAUCUCUCCCAAACCUGCCUUUUCCUCACCCAUGUCACCGAGGCAGACCUUGAGCCAUGAGAUAAAAAAGACAGCCAGCCUUGGCCUAAUGGAAAAACUGACUAAUCGGGCAGAUCUGGUCCUCUUCACCUUCUCCCUCCUCUUUUAUGAUGAGUCAGGGACUUUAAUGGCUUUUCUCCCUCUCUCUGCUUGAAAGCACCUGCCGUUCGUGACAUCAGAGCCACGUAGGACUGUGUGACGGUGCAUUCAGCUUUCACAGUUGUUGGUGUGACAAGAUCCCUGGAAAUGAUGUGAGAAAAAAACAGCCAGUUGCAUACAAAUCUUAGUACCUUUCCAGCUGUGGACCUCUUUGGAAGCUGCUUUCCAUGCCAGGUUAUGUCCUUGGACUUAAUCUGUGAAUAGAAACACACAUUUAAAUUUCAAUAAACAUCAUUUA
This is a messenger RNA of Gymnodraco acuticeps, 3616 nucleotides long. RefSeq lists its product as uncharacterized. Bases 2246 to 3373 code for a protein of 375 amino acids. The record is from RefSeq and is a predicted model, not a curated record. The transcript is spliced from 5 exons. Lineage: Eukaryota; Metazoa; Chordata; Actinopteri; Perciformes; Bathydraconidae.